GGGGAGAGUGGUGGCUUCUCUUAUUCCUGACUCAAGCGUAAUACUCAGCGGAGAGUUUGUGUCUCCGUUGCAGCUGGUGACUGUCGGGGAUUUCCCUGUUUUCUGCUCCGCAUUGUAGCUGUCACACCUGUGGAACCAGAACUGGGAGGUUCUGAGUCAUCUGCGGAGAUUAGAGUCAUCCCUCGGCUUAAAAUGUGUGGCAUGCCUUAGAAGCUUGCGAGGCCCCUGGCGGAGAGGAAAGGAGCCUGGUGGCUGCUAUUAAGAGAAGAAGGAUUCUCACCAUCACUGUCUACCUGGGUCGGGCAGUCGGUCAGUCGUCCCUCCGGUGACGCCGCCAUGAGCUCGCAUCCCCGCCGCGUCCGCCUGAAGCCCUGGCUGGUGGCCCAAGUCAACAGCGGUCAGUACCCGGGACUCCGCUGGGUGGAUGCCGAGAGAAAGCGCUUCUUCAUUCCCUGGCGCCACGCCACCCGCCACAUCCCCAGCCAGGACGACGAAAACACCAUAUUCAAGGCCUGGGCCAAAGAGACGGGAAAAUACAAUGAAGGCGUCGACGAGCCAGACCCUGCCAAGUGGAAAGCCAACCUGCGCUGUGCCCUCAACAAGAGCCGCGAAUUUAACCUGAUUUACGACGGCACCAAGGACACCCCCAUGCAGGCCUUCAAGAUCUACGAGGUUUGCGAUGCCCCACAGCCCAACGGAGAGCCUUUCGCUGGAGAUGAGAACAUCGGCCCUGAAGAAGAGGAGGAGUUGCAGAAGAUGAUGCCAACGCUACAAAUUGCAGAUCCGUCCCACGGCGUGGAGCCCCUGCCCCCCUACCCGUGGCUGAAGCAGGAGGCCUUGUACCCGGGCCCUUGCGCCAACGGAUCCUUCCCCCACGUGGCGCGCAUGAACGCUCCCCCUCCGCCUCCGCCCGUCGGCGCUUUUGCGGUAGGCGGGGAGCCCGCCGCGCCCAACUUUGCUGAACCGGCCGGAGCGAUGCCCCUCGUUCCAGGAGAUGUCCCCAUGUCGGCGGACUUGGAGCCCCUGCGCCCGGGGGGCUGCCCGGUGGCGCCCAUGGAGCAGUUCAUCCCGGAUUUGCUGAUCAGCCCCCACAUGCUGCCAUUGACCGACCUGGAGAUCAAGUUCCAGUACCGUGGCCGCUCGGUGGGCUCCCUGACCAUCAGCAACCCCCACGGCUGCCGCCUCUUCUACAGCAACCUGAAGCCCACCCAGGAGCAGGUGGAGCUCUUUGGGCCGCUGACGCUGGAGCAGGUGCGCUUCCCUAGCGCGGAGGGCGUGCCCAACGAGAAGCAGCGCUUCUACACCCACCAGCUGCUGGACGUCUUGGACCGGGGCCUCAUCCUGGAGCUGCAGGGGCAGGACAUCUACGCCAUCCGCCUCUGCCAGUGCAAGGUCUUCUGGACCGGGCCCUGCGCCGGGGAGCUGGCGGGCCCCAAUCCCAUCGAGCGCGAGAAGAAGAUCAAGCUCUUCAGCCUGGAGAGCUUCCUUAACGGACUUAUCAUGUUCCAGAAGGGUCAGAGCACCACGCCACCCCCCUACGAGAUUUUCUUCUGCUUCGGAGAGGAGUGGCCGGACCAGAAGCCUAAAGAGAAGAAGCUGAUCACAGUCCAGGUGGUGCCAGUAGCUGCGCGUCUCCUGUUGGAAAUGUUCUCUGGGGAGCUGUGCUGGUCAGCCGACAGCGUCCGCCUGCAGAUCUCCCACCCGGAUCUCAAAGACAAGAUGGUGGAACAGUUCAAAGAGCUGCACCAGCUUUGGCAGACACAGCAGAACGUCCAAGUCCAGAGCCUGCAACUGGCCGGGCCCGAGACCUGGCCCAUGCAGACCAGCACCACAAACAGCAUGUAGCCGCGACGGGGGGGGCACCUUGCCACCCCCAGGCCUUAGCCACUUUGCUAGCGGGCGGCCGAUGCAGAACCACAGGGAUUUGCAAGCUCUGGGGCCUCCCGGUGUUCCCAGUUAAGAGCCGGACUUCAGCGGGCACCAAGUGGGGUCACGCAGCCUGACCGGCAACCUUUUGCUGAGCCACACAGAAGCCGCAGUGGUUCUUUGCAGGAUAAGGCCUUAUCCCGAUUGCUGCAAAAAAAGUGAACUGUCAAAUGGAAGGGGUGCGGGGAGAGGGCUGCAAGGAACUUGCAGGGCAAGGGCAGGUCUUGCGUCAGCGAUGGGGGAAGUCCGUUGAGCUGGGUUGCAGCAGGUAGCUUUACUUAAGCGUAAGCGCUGUAGCAGGGAAGGGAAAACCAGGACCCCCACCUUCUAAAAGAGCCCCUGCGAAGGUCUGGAGCAGGGCACAAAUGGGAGGGACCCCAAAGGUCCUGUAGCCCCCAACCCUGUGAAAUUCCGUAACCACAGAGAAUCAUGCGCUGCUCUUGGGCCUCAGCCCCGAAAAGGCCAAAGAUGGAGGCUGCUCUGUGCCUCCUUCCCCCACUAGGUUGCAUGGAUUGGGGCCAGACCUGCCUUGCUUGGUGCAAGCAAGCAGAAGAGGGGGUGUCUCCUCCGAGAAGCGCCCUUUGCCAAGUUUGAGACACUCCGCCAGCUCUGGCACUGGGAUUCUUGACUUUCGAUUUGCAAGAGCGAAGGGUUUUCAGUCCCCGUGGCUGCGAAGAGAUGUUCGUAAGCAGGUGUGCAGUGCCUUUGGAGCUCCAGCGAGCCAAGGAAAUGGCCUGAAAUGGGUUCUUUGUGGGCAAGAAGGCAUCGCCGCAUCUAGGGCUCUGCAUGUAGCUCCGCCUUUCCCCACCUGGUACCCUCCAGGGGGUUUUGAACUACAACUCCCCUCGGCCUAACAGAACCAAGAAUGCAGGUGGGUGCAGGCUUUGCACAGUUGCUCCUCUGGGCAGGAAACCUCUGCGGGCAAGAGGGUAUUAGCUAGCCUUUGGGGAAGGAAAUAUGCCUUUUCCUUUGUGUUUCGGAAGCCUGGGGUUGGUUUGGAGGGGUGUACAUGCCAAAGCUUUGCGGGAACAGAAUGCGCUUCCAGAAAGCAUCCCCAGCCUUCCUUUACAAAAAUCUACGAAUGCAAAAGUGCUUGAAUCCAAGAGGGAAAGUGAUGGGAUUUGGGUUUGGGUGGGCAACACUUCAGGGUCUUCUCUACAGUUUUUUACUCCACCACCUGCCUGCCAAAAUCAGAAUCCAUGCAGGUCACAGAACUCUGUUUUCCUUGGCAAAGCAGAAGGGGACAGUGGAAAGAGGGGUGGAAGGGAAGAUCCCCUUCCAUGGGGAAAGCCUAAAAGGAGACGGCAAUUCUUUGCAUUUGACGACCUGCCGCACUGGUACCACCAAGGUAUUUAGUUUCCUGCCACUCCCUUUCCUUCCGAGUUGGACAAGAACGUGCCCCGUGGCAGGGAGGGGCGUGUUGCAGUUCGCCGCUGCCAAACUGCCGUGUUACGUGGCCUCUGCCCGUCAGCUAAGGGCAGCUCGACCUCUGCCUGUGAAAUAAACAUGUUUACUCCGA
Molecule: messenger RNA, 3445 nt
Organism: Podarcis muralis (Common wall lizard)
Lineage: Eukaryota; Metazoa; Chordata; Lepidosauria; Squamata; Lacertidae
Gene: IRF5
Product: interferon regulatory factor 5
Biological process (GO): regulation of transcription by RNA polymerase II; immune system process
Cellular component (GO): nucleus
Molecular function (GO): RNA polymerase II cis-regulatory region sequence-specific DNA binding; protein binding; DNA-binding transcription factor activity, RNA polymerase II-specific
Source: RefSeq, a predicted model, not a curated record